UGGUAUAUAAAUAUGGCAACUGUUUGUUAGGACAGUUUCAGUUUUUUCAUUAUGGAUUAUCUAAAUGUUAUUCACUGUUUGGAAUUGAUUUUGGGCAAGAUCAUUAAUGGUUUCAGGUAUGACUGAGCAGAGAGAUUAAAAGGGGAGCGUGUCCACCCCUUGAGAGACAUUCACUCCAUCAGAUCUGUGCAGCGGGAGUUUUGUUUUCUUUUUGAAGGAUGUUUAAACAAAUGUUAUGAAAAAACAAGAGAAAGUGACUAUAGUUUUACCCCAGCGCCACAGAUCACAGAAUCAGAAACUGUCGGGAUCCAGGAAAACGCCGACACAAGUGAAAGGACGUCACCGAGAGGAAGAACAGAGCCCUGGGGAACAGGAGAAUGAAAGCAGAAAAUAACAGCUCCAGCCUCUAUGUUCCUGAGCCCAGAACCUUUAAAGGAUGGAUACCAAACUCCAUUAGACAAACAGAGAAUGAACUGAAUGGCACCCAAGUUCCCAGUUUGACUCACUCCAAUGCAGCUCUGCAGUUACUAAAUGGCAGUGCCAUUGGGUACCUUACAGGGCCCCUGAGCACCAAGAUCAUCCCCAUAUUUUAUGUGAUAGUGGUUACGGUUGGAAUCCCGGCAAACAUCGUAAUCUUGCGCUUGCUCGUGACCAAAGUUCGAAAGGUUUACUCUGCCAUCCUCUACAGCAGUCUGGCUGUCUCCGACCUUCUCCUCCUCCUCUCCCUCUCCUUCAAGGCUCACUACCAUUUCAGUGGAAACCGCUGGGUACUCGGGGAGGCUGCCUGUAGGAUAAUCACAGCCUGCUUCUAUGGUAAUCUCUACUGCUCAGCCCUAACUCUGGCCUGCAUUACUGUUAAGCGCUACUUGGCUGUGGUGCACCCCUUCAUGUACAAAAGUUUCCCAAAGAUGACGUGCACCGCCUGGAUUAUUGUGGCAGUCUGGGGAGUGUUUGGUGUGGCCAUCAUUCCUCACCUCCUGGUUCAGCAAAGCUUUUGGGUCAGUGAUCUGAAGCGCACCACCUGCCACGAUGUACUGCCUCUGGAUUUCAACUCUCAUAACUUCCUGCUUUACUACAACCUGGUUCUAACGGUUCUCUGUCUUUUGGUACCCCUGGUGAUCACAGUUGUUUGCUUCAUCCAAAUCAUAACAGAACUCAGCCGAUCACAUUUUGACUGGGCAAUGUACAUCAAGGCCAGUUCACUAAUAUUUGGCAUCUUUGUGGUGUGUUUCCUCCCUGCUGGGGUCCUGCACUUCCUCCAUUAUAUGUUGCUAUCUGUAAGAGGAACAGAACAUUUGUAUGUGCACUUUAACUUGGCAGUGUGCUUGUGCUGUCUCCAUGCCUGUCUGGACCCCUUUCUCUUUUUCAUCAUGUCUAGGUCAACAAGCCCCAAACUUUACUUCAUAAGUUUUAAAGGCAAGUCUCUGAGUAUAUCUGUCUGAAAGAAACAGACAUGUUAACAGAAACUCACUCUGUGUUUCAUUUUUCUGACAGAUGAUGUGCAAAAUAUUGUUGGUGGCUAGAAUCCAUGCUGGGGUUUAUGCCAGAGCCUUAAACUAAGAUUAUCUUGUGUAGAGAGGAGAGAGACUUCUAGAUGUUUAGAUUAAACCUCAAUGAUAUGCACAAUCUAACAUGUAAAAACUUGUAUGCUAGGUGAGCGCUAAAGUGUGUUGUAAAUUAAUCUAUUUUAAUAGGCCAAAAUUGAUCUCAAUAAUGGUGAAAAUGACUAAUGUAUAGCAGUUUGUGUUACGUUUGCUUAACUCUGUAAAUGUUGCUUUGCAUUUUUGUUCUAACUUUUUUUUUUUACAAAAUGAAAAAAAUAAAUAAAAUAAAAACACUGUGAA
Messenger RNA from Austrofundulus limnaeus, 1844 nucleotides. Its product is annotated as proteinase-activated receptor 3. NCBI's taxonomy places the organism in Eukaryota, Metazoa, Chordata, Actinopteri, Cyprinodontiformes, Rivulidae. Gene Ontology annotation, molecular function: thrombin-activated receptor activity. Gene Ontology annotation, cellular component: plasma membrane. The transcript has 2 exons. Gene Ontology annotation, biological process: blood coagulation; thrombin-activated receptor signaling pathway; phospholipase C-activating G protein-coupled receptor signaling pathway. The record is from RefSeq and is a predicted model, not a curated record. The coding region runs from base 378 to 1442 and encodes 354 amino acids.